AUGCCCGGGGCAGCUGCUCUCGGGGCCCCGGGGCCUCUGCUGCUGUCUCUGCUGCUGCUGCUGCCGCCGCCGCUGCCCCGCGGCGCGGGGGGGCUCGCGGAGCGCUCGGAGGCCGCCCGGGACUCCUCGGCGCUGGAAGGCGAGGACGGCGCGGAGCCGCCGCUGGAGCACUACCACGACCCGUGCAAAGCCGCUGUCUUUUGGGGAGAUAUUGCCUUAGAUGAAGAGGACCUGAAGUUAUUUCACAUUGACAAAGCCAGAGACUGGAUCAAGCAGUCAGUAGAGGAAGGGGGACAUAGCACAGGUGGGCUCGAGGAGCGGCCGCGUGAAAGCUGGCAGAGUGCUGCAGCCGCGAACGCCAGCAGCAGCGAGGAAGCUGGAAAGGAUGGUGAGGAGAAUGCUAUGCUUCUGCACAGCCCCAGGACCUCAGAUGCCAGAGCUGAGACCUUUUCUUCCCGUGUCAGGAGAGCCACAACCUCAAGGACAGAGAGAAUAUGGCCUGGAGGGGUCAUCCCCUACGUCAUUGGUGGGAACUUCACUGGAAGCCAGAGGGCCAUUUUUAAGCAGGCCAUGAGACAUUGGGAGAAACACACCUGUGUGACCUUCAUAGAAAGGACUGAUGAAGAGAGCUUUAUUGUGUUCAGUUACAGGACUUGUGGCUGUUGUUCCUAUGUUGGGCGCCGAGGAGGAGGCCCACAGGCCAUAUCCAUUGGGAAAAACUGUGACAAGUUUGGCAUUGUGGCACAUGAAUUGGGCCAUGUAGUUGGGUUCUGGCAUGAACACACCCGGCCAGACAGAGACCAGCAUGUCACCAUCAUCAGAGAAAACAUCCAACCAGGUCAGGAGUAUAAUUUCUUAAAAAUGGAAGCUGGGGAAGUGAGCUCUCUGGGAGAGAUCUACGACUUCGACAGCAUCAUGCACUACGCCCGGAACACUUUCUCCAGAGGAGUUUUCUUAGACACCAUCCUCCCCCGUCGAGACGACAAUGGCAUCAGGCCAACCAUUGGCCAGCGUGUGCGGCUCAGUCAGGGAGACAUAGCUCAAGCCAGGAAGCUGUACAAAUGCCCAGCAUGUGGGGAGACCCUGCAGGACACAGCAGGAAACUUUUCUGCACCUGGUUUCCCAAACGGCUACCCUUCUUAUUCCCACUGUGUCUGGAGGAUAUCGGUCACUCCGGGGGAAAAGAUCGUCCUGAACUUCACAUCCAUGGAUUUGUUUAAGAGCCGCCUGUGCUGGUAUGACUAUGUGGAGGUCCGGGAUGGUUACUGGAGAAAAGCCCCCCUGUUGGGUAGGUUUUGUGGCGAUAAAGUCCCGGAGCCCCUCACGUCCACAGACAGCCGGCUCUGGGUGGAGUUCCGGAGCAGCAGCAGCCUCUUGGGCAAGGGUUUCUUCGCAGUGUACGAAGCUACAUGUGGGGGAGACAUUAACAAAGAUGCUGGUCAAAUUCAGUCUCCUAACUACCCGGAUGACUACAGACCUUCCAAGGAAUGUGUUUGGAGGAUUACGGUUUCAGAAGGGUUUCAUGUGGGGCUUACCUUCCAAGCUUUUGAGAUUGAAAGGCACGACAGCUGUGCAUACGACUACCUGGAAAUCCGCGAUGGCCCCACAGAAGAGAGUGCCCUGAUUGGCCAUUUCUGUGGCUACGAGAAGCCAGAAGAUGUGAAAUCGAGCUCCAACAGAAUGUGGAUGAAGUUUGUGUCCGAUGGCUCUAUCAAUAAAGCGGGCUUUGCAGCCAAUUUUUUCAAGGAGGUGGAUGAGUGUUCCUGGCCGGAUCAUGGAGGGUGUGAGCAGCGCUGUGUGAACACUCUGGGCAGCUAUAAGUGUGCAUGUGAUCCGGGCUACGAGCUGGCUGCCGAUAAGAAGACAUGUGAAGUGGCCUGUGGCGGUUUUAUUACCAAGCUGAAUGGAACCAUCACCAGCCCUGGGUGGCCGAAGGAGUAUCCUACAAACAAAAACUGCGUCUGGCAGGUGGUGGCCCCUGCUCAGUACCGGAUCUCCCUUCAGUUUGAAGUGUUUGAACUGGAAGGCAAUGAUGUCUGUAAGUACGACUUCGUGGAGGUGCGCAGUGGCCUGUCACCCGAUGCCAGGCUGCACGGCAAGUUCUGCGGCUCUGAGAUGCCCGAGGUCAUCACCUCCCAGAGCAACAACAUGCGUGUGGAGUUCAAGUCAGAUAACACGGUCUCCAAACGCGGCUUCAGAGCCCACUUCUUCUCAGACAAGGACGAGUGCGCUGAGGACAAUGGCAGGUGCCAGCACGAGUGCGUCAACACAUCUGGCAGCUAUCUGUGCCGGUGCAGAACUGGGUACCGGCUCCAUGACAAUGGGCACGACUGUAAGGAAGCCGGCUGUGCACACAAGAUCAGCAGUGCAGAGGGGACCCUGGCGAGUCCCAACUGGCCUGACAAAUACCCCAGUCGGAGGGAGUGCACCUGGAACAUUUCUUCAACCGCGGGCCACAGGGUGAAACUCACAUUUAAUGAGUUUGAGAUCGAGCAGCACCAAGAAUGUGCCUACGACCACCUGGAGCUGUACGACGGGCCCGACAGCCUGGCCCCCAUCCUUGGCCGUUUCUGUGGCAGCAAGAAACCAGACCCCGUGGUGGCUUCAGGCAGCAGCCUGUUUCUCAGGUUUUAUUCAGAUGCCUCUGUACAGAGGAAAGGCUUCCAGGCGGUGCACAGCACAGAGUGCGGGGGCCGGCUGAAGGCCGAGGUGCAGACCAAAGAGCUGUACUCGCACGCCCAGUUUGGCGACAACAACUACCCGAGCCAGGCCCGCUGUGCCUGGGUGAUCGUGGCGGAGGACGGCUACGGCGUGGAGCUGAUAUUCCGCAUCUUCGAGGUGGAGGAGGAGGCGGACUGCGGCUAUGACUACAUGGAGGCGUACGACGGCUACGACAGCACAGCGCCCAGGCUCGGCCGCUUCUGCGGCUCCGGGCCACUGGAAGAGAUCUACUCUGCAGGAGAUUCUCUAAUGAUUCAAUUCCACACGGAUGACACCAUCAACAAGAAAGGCUUUCACGCCCGAUACACCAGCACCAAGUUCCAGGAUGCCCUGCACAUGAAGAAGUAACAUCGAUGUUCGUGAAAGACUGGAACUGAGAAUGUUUGUUUGUUUGUUUGUUUAUGACAAUAGCACCUUGUGAAUCUGCCUAAACCAGUGUAGAGUAUUUUUCUCAAACACAAACUCAAAAUCUAGUCUUGAAGGAACGUAUCUGGUGUGAAGUUUGGCCACCCCGGAGGUGCAAAGAUGUUUCUUUGAUUCUGGCUACAAUGUUAUCAGUCACGGACUUUUAAAGAAGAUUAAAGUUUUGAAGUCACUUAACCACUAAUGCUAUGCCUGGUCAUCCUCAUUCUCCUUGUCCCUUGCUCCUAUGGGGCAAAAGGCCAGUCCUUGGGUUGGUCAUUCCUCUAUUUCGGGAUGUGCUUCUGUAGGUGCCAGGCAACGUGAUGGUGUCCCAGAGACUUGGGCUGUCUUCUGUCUACAUUGAGCGGUGAGGAUAGAAGCUUGGCCAUGGCUGAUUUGUUACUCACAGCUGUGGCUGGAGACUUUUGCUUUCUGUGUGCCAGGGACAUGUCAAUCAGGAAACCUGAGAAUAUGGAUGUCAGAACUGAAAAAGGACUCGCAGGAAGCAGUGCACAGAGAGAGAGCUGGAGCCUCAGCAUCAUCAUUAUCACCAGGCUAGUAGACAUCAAGCCCUCUCUCUGUGUCAUUGGCUCUCCUUGCCAUGCUGGGCUUCCCCCAUACCUCAUUGCAUUAGGAGGCGGAGACAUCCACUAUGAAUUCCAGCAACACAUUUGCUCAUGAGAGUCCCCAGUUUGCCGAGAAGAAAACAUCCUGGCUCCUCCUCAUACUCCUUUCCUGGCUGACUUUAGAAGACUCCACCUAUGCGUGGGAUUCCAUGGGCUUAGGAAACCAUGUUGUCCUCCAGGUUUAGAGGCACUUGCUGUGGUUGACCUUGACUUCUAGACAACUGAUUCAAACUGCAUUUGCAAGAUGUUCAAAGACAGCCUAUGAAGGACCAGUUCGGGUCCCUCACAGGGUGAACAUUGUUGAAAACUGGUUAAUUAUACGUCAUGUAAGAAUCAUCAUCUGUGGGAUAAGUCAACCUGUGACUAACUUCCUGUCACCAAUCAGGUCAAAGAGUGCAUUGGUAACUUC
Molecule: messenger RNA, 4158 nt
Organism: Canis lupus familiaris (dog)
Lineage: Eukaryota; Metazoa; Chordata; Mammalia; Carnivora; Canidae
Gene: TLL2
Product: tolloid like 2
Exons: 21
Coding region: 1-3069 (1022 amino acids)
Biological process (GO): proteolysis
Molecular function (GO): calcium ion binding; metalloendopeptidase activity; zinc ion binding
Source: RefSeq, a predicted model, not a curated record